UUCAUUCUCUUCUGUUUACAUUCAAAAGCGGGGACAUACACAGACGCACACGCAGAGCAACAAUGGGGAAAGAUCUGAGCCAAGAUCAGAUCUCAUCAAUGAAAGAAGCGUUUACGCUCUUCGACACCGACGGCGAUGGCAAGAUCGCUCCGUCCGAACUCGGGAUCCUUAUGCGCUCUCUAGGAGGCAACCCAACCCAAGCCCUGCUCAAGUCCAUUGUCGCCGAGGAAAACCUGACCUCGGCGUUCGAUUUCAAUCGUUUUCUAGAUCUCAUGUCCAAGCACCUGAAGCCAGAGCCCUUCGACCGCCAGCUACGCGACGCGUUCAAGGUUCUGGAUAAGGACGGGACUGGGUUCGUCGUCGUUUCGGAUCUCAGGCACAUUUUGACCUCGAUUGGGGAGAAGCUGGAUCCGGCGGAGUUUGAUGAGUGGAUCCGGGAGGUAGAUGUUGGAUCCGAUGGGAAGAUCCGGUAUGAGGAAUUUAUUGCUAGGAUGGUUGCUAAGUGAUGUCAUUUGGGUUGAUGGUUGUAUUGUUCAUGCGCAUGGAGAGAGGAUCUGUCUUUUCUUUUGUAGCGUAGUCUUUAAUCAGUGCAGUCCUGCUUUUGUAUUUACCAUCUUUUUUCAUUUUGAUUUUUAAAUGAUCGGUUGUUUGCUGUUAAGGAACAGUUUGUACUUCCAGUGUUUGAAAAAGAUCCUUGUAAUGGUUUCUACCUUGUUCAAACCUAUCAUCAUGUAAAGCACUCAGUUUCUUGUUUGUUGGACUUUCUGCGUUUUGUAGUUCAGUCUCUC
Messenger RNA from Ilex paraguariensis (yerba mate), 788 nucleotides. The record is from the annotation of a GenBank genome assembly. Lineage: Eukaryota; Viridiplantae; Streptophyta; Magnoliopsida; Aquifoliales; Aquifoliaceae.